This is a messenger RNA of Oldenlandia corymbosa var. corymbosa, 735 nucleotides long. The record is from the annotation of a GenBank genome assembly. NCBI's taxonomy places the organism in Eukaryota, Viridiplantae, Streptophyta, Magnoliopsida, Gentianales, Rubiaceae.
AUGAAUAGGGACUCAAUAAUAAAAAUUCUGGAGAAUGAUGAUCAGCUACAAAAGCAGGAGCAACAGCCACAAAGUGGUGAUAAUAAUCCAAGAGCAAAUGCAAUCUUAAGGCUUCAAAAUCUAAGGUUGAAGUGGAAAUCCCAAACUGAUGGACACGAUUAUUCAAUGUUAAGGUCAAGUAUUCAUCCACCUCAUCAUCGUGAUAUUGAAGUUAACAAUACAAUAAUGCAAUUUCUUUUUGAGAAAAAAUUAAAACACAGUGAUGUGAAACAGGAAGGUCGCAUCAUCAUUCCAAAGGCCUAUGCUGAGAAGUACUUGCCCAAGUUAGAAUCAAACUUGGGUCAUCACAUGUUUAUGGAGGACAUGGUUGUAGAUAGAAUUUGGAUGUUUAGAUUCAGUGUGUUCAAUGUCAUAUUAUACGGUUCAAAAUACAAAAAUGAGGGUAUUGGAGUGAGGAAAUAUGAUGCUAACUUAAUGGAUGACAUGAUGAUUUCCCCAAAGGAUGCAAGAAAAGAGAGGAAGAUCAAGUCAUCCGCAAAAAGGAAGAAGAAUAAUAACCCAGAUCAUAUUAAUGCUAGAGAUGCUGUUUUUUCACCGUCUUUUGCCCAUCGUCUUCUGAAUGUUAGGGCACAAACAUCAUCACCAAGUGGAUGCUCUGAGUAUAGCCAAGGUUUACAAGGUUUUCCAUUUCAUCUUAUCACCAAUGUGAAAAUCAUCGACUUACCUGAGUAUUGA